Acanthosepion pharaonis is the source of this 777-nucleotide messenger RNA. Lineage: Eukaryota; Metazoa; Mollusca; Cephalopoda; Sepiida; Sepiidae. The record is from the annotation of a GenBank genome assembly.
AUGAGCGACACAACUAACAAGAAUGCAAAUAAUGUUAGGGCGUUCGCUGCAUGUGUAUCCGACGCGCCGCUCUUCUGGUCGGCGGGACCGGUGAGAAAUCAGCAAACCACCACAGUCCUUGCAAGAAGAGAUGUGGUGAAGAUUGCUGGCCAGAAUGUCCACACAUUUCGCGAGGAAGGAACGCAGUCUCUCACCGUCACGACUCUGUAUAAGUAUUUGUGUCACCUGUCUUUCAGAGGGGUCCGCCUCCCGAUUAGCGGGCAUAGAAUAAUGAAAGUGCCAGAGUCUGACUGCGCCUACCACCUUUACCAUAGUGGAGUGGAGGAUAACAGCAGGCUGUAUGGAGUGGCGAUUGCUCUCAGUCCAUUAGCACGGGCAGCACUGCUCGCUUGGGAACCAGUCUCCCACAGGCUGGCCAUGGUCCGUCUCAAAGGCGCUGUUAUAAACGUCACCGUCAUCACCGUCUACGCGCCGACACUGAAUGCAGCGGAGAAGGACAAGAACAUAAUCUACUGCGUCCUCCAAGCAGUUGUAGAUCGUACCCCUUCCACUGUUCUUCUAGUGGUGGUAUGGGAUUGGAACGCUCGCACAGGACCGGCGAAUAAAGACACCAGACAUGUUCUAGGUCGAUUCGGCCUCGGAACACUGUGUGACAAUGGCGACCGGCUAGUCAACUUUGCAGUCGCUAAUCGUAUUGUGGUGUCUAACACUUGCUGCACGGGAUGUGGGUAUGACCAUCAAUGCCUCGAAGACCAAAGUUAUGCCGUCAAUGGUUGA